AUGGACGGUUAUGAUCAUCUCUCCAUGGAUGUAUAUGGGCAGAACCCGCAAGUGCGAAACAAAAUGACUGAACCACGACACCACGGUGGGACUGCUACUACAGAAGUGACUGUUGUGAUAACUUUUGUUCUUGGUGCAGGUUUGGGUCGUAUUGCUGGAAUCCUAACUCUAGAAGUAGAAGAUGACAAGGUUCCAGUGGAUGCUCUUCAGCAAGUUGGUUCGCAAUUGGCAAUGCACAUUGUAGCAGCAAAACCGUUGUUCUUAUCAAAGGAACUUGUUUCUUCUGAAGCAAUAGAGAGUGAACGCGACAUACUCAAAUCUCAGGCAGAAACUACAGGGAAAUCUCAAAUGGCCAUAGAAAAGAUGGUGGAAGGUCGUUUGAGGAAGUACUUGGAAGAAGUAGUGCUGCUGGAGCAAAAGUUUGUUAUUAAUGAUAGUAUUAAUGUGAAGUCGGUGCUAAAUGAUCUAUCAAAGGAAGUGGGCUCAUCUGUGAACAUCGGAAAAUUUUACAGAAUGGAAGUUGGAGAAGGAAUUCAGAGGCUAGAAACAUCUGGUGCAUCUGAAGUCAUGGCCCAGGCAGCUUAAAUCGAGGCGAUCCCAUUUCCGGGUCAAAAGGAUGAGGUAUUAAUUCAAUAGAUACUGAUUAGCAUGAGUCUUUCCUCCCUAGUGUAUUUAAACAUGUUUCCCUUAUAUUCAAUCUACUGCAUGCUAUCUGAUUGCUUUGAUCGACCUUUUGUAUUUCCGCCGAUCCAAGAACAAAACCCAAUUUUUGCAGAAACAGAAAUGUUUAGAAAAUCAUAAUACAAGAGAAAAUAAAUUGCAGACAUGAAUAACACUUUUUGAUGAAGGUGUAUCAUAACCAUUUCUUGUGUGUUGCUUCC
This is a messenger RNA of Magnolia sinica, 881 nucleotides long. RefSeq names its product elongation factor Ts, mitochondrial-like. The transcript has 5 exons. The coding region runs from base 1 to 585 and encodes 194 amino acids. Gene Ontology annotation, molecular function: translation elongation factor activity. Lineage: Eukaryota; Viridiplantae; Streptophyta; Magnoliopsida; Magnoliales; Magnoliaceae. The record is from RefSeq and is a predicted model, not a curated record. Gene Ontology annotation, biological process: mitochondrial translational elongation. Gene Ontology annotation, cellular component: mitochondrial matrix.